AUGGCUGUCGAACGGCUCGUAGAUGAGAUUCGGCUGAUGAAGCAGAUGGCCGACACGCGCGCUGAUCUGUCUAAGGCGACGAAGACAAAGGUUGGAGGAGCCUUCAGGCAGAUCCUGACCUGGGAGAUCCAACCAAGACCGAAGCCCAGGACCUUCGCGCAAGCGAAGGUAAUGGACAGGGCGGGUGCUCAGGCUUGUGCUCAGCAGCAGGCGGAAGCGGAUGCGUGGGCGUGGCCUUUUGGCCAAGCCCUAGCGGAACUCCAGCUUCAGGCUAAGGCCAUGCAGGAAUUAGAGGCAGCACAUGCUCGGGCACAGGCAGCACAUGCUCGGGCGCUGGCAGAAGCGGAGGCGAGGGCUCGGGCUUUUGCUCAGGCCCAAGCGGAAGCGGAAGCGCAGGCUCUGGCGCGGGCCAAGCAGGCACAGGUGGAAGCUGAGGCUCGUGAACGAGUUCAGGCGGAAGCGGAUGUGAAGGCGAGGGCUUUUGCCCAAGCCCAAGCGGAAGCCGAUGCCACAGCUCGGGAACUUGCCGGUGAUGCGGACAAGCAGAGGCUGUCACAGGCCACAGCUGAGGCAAUUGCGAAAGCAGAUGCCGACGCUCAGGCUCAGGCGCAAGCCAGAGCCCAGGCGGAGCAGAAGAACGCCCGGCUUCUAGCAAAGAAGCGGGCAAAAGCUGAGGCUAUCGCGCAAGCUCUGGCCCAAGCUCUGGCCCAAGCUCUGGCCCAGGCUCAGGCCCAGGUCUCGGCUCAGGCGAAAGCCCAAGCCGAGACUCCGGUGCAACUUGCGCCGAUUACUUCUGCUCCUGGGCCAGCACCUGCCCCUGUCCAGCCACAGCCGCUGCAGGCUGAAUCUCAGAGGGAACAGUCGCCGGUACCGGGGCCAGUGAUCUCGUCCGCGCCUCCGACGAUCGUCGCCCAGACCGAGCAGCAGCGUCAGCAGCAGUUCGAGACGAGUCUGAGAAUCUACGAGGAGCGGCAGAUCCAAGCGCUGCGAAGCGGCAGUCGCAGCAUCAGCCAGAAGCCAGCAGCACCCCUCUGA
Molecule: messenger RNA, 1035 nt
Organism: Tricharina praecox
Lineage: Eukaryota; Fungi; Ascomycota; Pezizomycetes; Pezizales; Pyronemataceae
Exons: 3
Coding region: 1-1035 (344 amino acids)
Source: RefSeq, a predicted model, not a curated record